Molecule: messenger RNA, 7387 nt
Organism: Coregonus sp. 'balchen'
Lineage: Eukaryota; Metazoa; Chordata; Actinopteri; Salmoniformes; Salmonidae
Source: the annotation of a GenBank genome assembly
AUGGAAGAUCUGGGGUAGGUUUAACAAUUUUUUCGAUGAGAAUAGUCUUUAUUUAGUCUAUCUGAUUAUGUUUUCGCUAGCCAGCUAACUUCGCUGUUAAGUUGACUGCCUGUCAUCGUACGGCUGUCAACCAGAGACAUUUGGCUGAGCAGUAAAUUGUCAUAAGAUAACGAUCCUACCGUUACGCUAGUUUACACUGAGCUGCACUGGGGUUGGAACUCAAUCAUGGUUACAUUAAGGGUGUUUUCACACUUGGUCCCUUUCAGACAAUUUGUGAACUCAGUGCUGUUCACUGAAUUUUUUGUGCAGUGUGAAUACUCCAAAGGAACUCAGACCCCUCAAAAGAGCCACCGAAGUGAACCGAACUGAGACCAUCUUAAGAGGUGGUCUGAGUUCGGUUCGCUUGAAUUCCAUGGUCCGUUCCUUUUUUUUUUUUUGCGCAAUGUGAACACAAACAUUACCCAGGUUCGCUUGUCAUUAUUCCCACACUACAUACUAGACCAGGGUUUCCCAAACACAGUCCUGCACCCUUCACACUUUGGGUUUGGGUUUUGCCCUAGCACCAGUGCUUGACUUGGGCAGGAGCUCACCGGAGCUGAAUACCCUCAAAUGUUCUACUGCUUGAGCUCCUGCACCGCUUAAAGAAUAGUAUCUCAAAAGUAUUCUGGAGCUCCUGCAUCUAAAUGUAAACAUUACUGGCACCCAAAAUGAGUACCGGCACCUAUUUCAGUUCAAGUCAAACACUGCCUAACACUACACAACUGAUUAAAAUAAUCAGAACUAGAUGUAAUCCCCUGUAGCUCAGUUGGUAGAGCAUGGCGCUUGCAACGCCAGGGUUGUGGGUUAGUUUCCCACGGGGGGCCAGUAUGAAAAUGUAUGCACUCACUAACUGUAAGUCGCUCUGGAUAAGAGUGUCUGCUAAAUGACUAAAAUGUAAUGAUGAGUUGGUUAUUUGAAUCAGCUGUGUAGUGCCAAGAGCGGCCCAAGACCGAGUUUGGGACACCCUGCACUAGACUACUGCAACACCGUUUUCCCUGCCAUAACCCCUCACAUUGGUGCCACAAAAGAGAGAUGAUAAUGUGCAGGUUCGUGGAAAAAAUGUGUGCUGUUUUUGGAUAUUGAUUAGCGGUUGUCAAAGAUGCACAGCAAUGCACAAAUAUGUGUGACGUUUUGUACUGACACAAUGUUUCGAUUAUUUGUUUGCUAUAUGUGAUCUAGAGGCUAAAAGAGCUUCAUAAGCGGUUUAUUCGAUUGUGUGGUUUGAAAAGUGUAAGAAGACGACAUAUUUGGUGAGAAUCACAACAUAGGAUACAAAAUCAAGGCCCUUGCUAUCAGGGAUCCUUGGGACGUCCAAACUCUGAUGUUACCCCAUUGAAGUAGCCAUUUAAAAUGGUUAAGAUUAGGGUAGGGGUUAAGGUUAGGAUUUAGGGUAGGGAUGUCCCAAGGAUCCCGGAUAGCACUAACCACAAAAUCAAUCCUUAUUUAAUCUGCAGUAUUCUUCUGCUAGUUAUUCUAUUACCAAUAAUAUUUACAUGUUAAUAUUAUCUUCUGAUUGUAAUUAUUAUGCCUUAUCUUUUAACUAAAUGCAAUCUAUUAGCUUCCAAAAUGUAAGUAAGUCUAUCUAGCUGUCCGAUAACCAGUGUUGGGGAAGCUACUCUGAAAAUAUAGUUUACCAAGCUACCAAUUACUUCACACUAGAAGAAGUUAAGCUACACUAACGCUAUCCUUAAGAAAAAUAUAGUUUACUUAACUAAAGUUACUUAACGAAAUAGUCAACUACAUCCAAACUACUAUGUGAAAAAGUAUUAUCUAAAUCUGAAAUGUCAUAGACUACAAAUUGCAAGAACAAAUCACUCUGGAGUCAGAUGUUAACAGAAUGAGUAUUUUAGCCUAUUAAACACAAACUGUUUCAUUUGAGAUUUAGACUGGUCUGCCACCAAAAAAAGAAAGGAAAUUCCUGCCAACUUAUCCCAUUUAUCUUUUUUUUUUGCAAAAAAAAGUAGUGAGUAGUUCCAGUAGUUAGCUACACCACUACAUGGGGGGAAAACAGUUACUGUAAAAUGUAGUUAAAUUACUAGUUACACUACAUGUAGUUUACUACUCCCCAACACAAUCUGAUGGAAUGGCUUGUCCUGCACUUUGUAAAAACCCAGAGUGCAUUGAGAGAAUGUUGGAAAAAGUUAUAUAUAACAUAGCAAUGUGAAUGCAAAGAGCACUCUGACCACAAAAUAGGUGAAGUGAACUGGCAAAAUAGUUCAGUCCUCAUUCAAAGGCAAGGGCAGUGUGAAUACAAUUACACAACGGGUGGUUCUAAUCAUGAAUGCUGAUUGGUUAAAACCGCAUUCCAGCCGGUGUCUAUUCCACAAAUUACCACCGGCUAAAUCUACAUUUUUACAUUUUAGUCAUUUAGCAGACACUCUUGUCCAGAGCGACUUACAAUUAGUGAGUGCAUACAUUUUUCAUCUAUGACGUUAAAAUGACUAUUUAUUCUGUUCCAUCUGACUGCGCAAUCCACGGUCUCAUCAGCCCAGCCAGGCAAUUUAUGAAUUUGAUCAACACUAUAAAAAGCAUCUAGACAUUAUCUCACGUUUCUUUUAGACUAACAUUUAGUUUUCAACAGUGAAGAUUUGUAUAAACCUUGAUCUCUGUCUCGCCGACAUUUGCAACAUUGGUUCAAUAUUCAAAUUCGAUCUCCAGCUGUCCCAUAGUAAUGAACGUGUCGGGACGUGACAGUCAAGCAGCGUUUCUCAGCCAGUCGAAAUCAUGAAUCAGCUGGCAUAAUUUUUAUGGAUAUACAGUGCAUUCGGAAAGUAUUCAGACCCCUUGACUUUUUCUUCAUUUUGUUACGUUACAGCCUUAUUCGUUACAGCCUUAUUCUUUUUUUUUUAUCCCCGUCAUCAAUCUACACAAAAUACCCCAUAAUGACAAAUCAAAAAAGCAAAAAGCUCCCGAGUGGCGCAGUGGUCUAAGGCACUGCAUCUCAGUGCUUGAGGCGUCACUACAGACCCCCUUGUUUGAUUCCAGGCUGUAUUACAACCGACCGUGAUUGGGAGUCCCAUAGGGCGGCGCACAAUUGGCCCAGCGUCGUCCGGGUUUGGCCGGUGUAGGCCGUCAUUGUAAAUAAGAAUUUGUUCCUAACUGACUUGCCUAGUUUAAAUAAAGGUUAAAAAAAAAAAUGUGCAAAUGUAUAAAAAAAAAAAACUGAUAUUACAUUUACAUAAGUAUUCAGACCUUUUACUCAGUACUUUGAAGCACCUUUGACAGCGAUUAGAGCCUCGAGUCAUCUUCGGUAUGCUUGGCACUCCUGUAUUUGGGGAGUUUCUCCCAUUUUUCUCUGCAGAUCUUCUCAAGCUCUGUCAGGUAGGAUGGGGAGCGUCGCUGCACAGCUAUUUCCAGGUCUCUCCAGAGAUGUUCGAUCGGGUUCAAGUCCGGGCUCUGGCUGGGCCACUCAAGGACAUUCAGAGACUUGUCCCGAAGACACUCAUGCGUUGUCUUGGCUGCGUGCUGAGGGUCGUUGUCCUGUUGGAAGGUGAACCUUCGCCCCAGUCUGAGGUCCUGAGCAGGUUUUCAUCAAGGAUCUCGCUGUACUUUGCUCCGUUCAUCUUUCCCUCAAUCCUGACAAGUCUCCCAGUCCCUGCCGCUGAAAAACAUCCCCACAGCAUGAUGCUGCCACCAUCAUGCUUCACCGUAGGGAUGGUGGCAGGUUUCCUGCAGACGUGACGCUUGGCAUUCAGGCCAAAGAGUUCAAUCUUGGUUUCAUCAGACCAGAGAAUCUUGUUUCUCAUCGUCUGAAAGACCUUUAGGUGCCUUUUGGCAAACUCCAAGCGGCUGUCAUGUACCUUUUACUGAGGAGUGGCUUCCGUCUGGCCACUCUACCAUAAAGGCCUGAUUGGUGGAGUGCUGCAGAGAUGGUUGUCCUUCUGGAAGGUUCUCCCAUUGUCCUUCUGGAAGGUUCUCCUAUCUCCACAGAGGAACUCCAGAGCUCUGUCAGAGUGACCAUCGGGUUCUUGGUCACCUCCCUGACCAAGGCCCUUCUCCCCCGAUUGCUCAGUUUGGCCGGGCGGCCAUCUCAAGGAAGAUUCUUGGUGCUUCCAAACUUCUUCAAUUUUUGCUCUGACAUGCACUGUCAACUGUGGGACCUUAUAUAGACAGGUGUGUGCCUUUCCAAAUCAUGUCCAAUCAAUUGAAUUUACCACAGAUGGACUCCAAGUUGUAGAAACAUCUCAAGGAUGAUCAAUGGAAACAGGAUGCACCUAAGCUCAAUUUCGAGUCUCAUAGCAAUACUAUAGAAUACUUAUGUAAAUAAGGUAUUUCAGUUUUUUACAUUUGCAAAAAUUUCUAAAAACCUGUUUUCGCUUUGUCAUUAUGUGGUAUUGUGUAUAGAUUGAUGAGGAUUUUAAAAAAUGUAAUCCAUUUUAGAAUAAGGCUGUAACGUAACGAACUGUGGAAAAGUCAAGGGGUCUGAAUACUUUCCGAAUGCACUGUAUAAGUGGUGACAGCGUCACGACAUAUCUAUUUUGGCUGAAUGUAUACCCUAUCAUGCCAACCGUUUGAUGUUGCGAUUCAGCGGGCACAAUCAGAGGGCUGGCACCGCCUCAGUUUUAUGAAUAUACACUGAAGCUGGAAUAUAGUAGAUAUGCCAGAAGGUCCCACUUAUCUCAUGUCUGGUUGCUAUUCACAGUCAAAUCAGUCCAGUAAGGGGACCUUGUCAAUUGAAGCACACACGCAGCUUCUUUUGUUAAUGACUAGCUAGAUAAACUGGUAAGUAUAGGUUUUUAGUGAAAGUCUUAUGAGGUUACUGUCAAUGUUUUCUCAGGUACCAAGGCCCUCUGUUGGAUGAUGGAGCACUGGAGGCUGCGGUGAGCGGGGGAGCACCAGCACCAGAGUUUACCAAGCUGUGUGCCUGGAUCGUCUCAGAGCUCAAGCUCUACUGUCACCUGGAGGAGAAUGUCCAUGCCACCAACUGUGAGUCGGUUUUCAUCUUAACCCAUCUCAGUGUUUGUAAACUUAAUUAAAAAAUGUAGUUGUAGUUCCCUGAGUUCUUGCACGAACUCUCCAUCUACCCCACCCAGGUCCCAGUGAGGCAGAGGGGUUCCAGCUGGAGAUGAGUGGUCUUCUUUCUGAGCUGGCAUGUCCUUACAAGGUCCUCAUCACAGGAGAUGUUACCCAGAGGCUCCUCAACAAGACAAAUUGCCUACUGCUCAUCAGUAUGUGAACAGCUUCUCUCUGUGUUGUCAGUUUCCCUAUCAUUUAACAAAUUCAUAUUAAGACUGUAUGAUGAUUGCCUCUUGAAUGAUAUGUUCUCUCUCUCAGACUUUCUGAUCUCGGAGCUGGAGGCCUCAAGGAUGAUCCAGGUCAACAAGCCUCAGAAGGCAGCCCAGGAGGCCAGGGGCAGUGUUGUCUUUAUGGAGCUGAAGGGGAUCUGUGUGUCCCUGGGCAUGUCCAAACCCCCAGCCAACAUCACCAUGUUCCAGUUCUUCAGUGGGAUCGAGAAGAAGGUCAGUCCAUGUCACACCAGGCUAUGGCAGAAUGCUUUUUUGAUUUCAUGAUAGGUCUGUGUCUUUUUGUUGGAUGCAGCUCCACUUUAGCUAAGGUCUGUUUUUCCCCAACAUUAAUGUCUUUCCUUUUUUCCUCAGCUGAAAGAAGCUCUAACCAAAGUGCCAUUAACUCAUGUUGGGGGUCCUCUGAUGAAGAAGGCACUUGGACCAGUUCACUUUGUAUGACUCUUAAAAACAAUAAAGAUGUGCAUAGCGGAAUACAUUUCCCACUUCAAACAAAAAUAUUUUUGGUUGAAUAUGUGUUUAGUUACAACAACAAACAUUCUUAAGCGGCAUACUAUACUGUACAUUGUACAUAUGAUCUCUUUUACAGGACAAAAUUGAAGCCAUCAAUCAAGCACUUGUGAAUGAGUAUGAAGUCCGAAGGAAGAUGUUGUUGAAACGUCUUGACGUGACCGUUCAGUCCUUUGGUUGGUCGGACAAAGCUAAGGUGAGACCUCUGUACUGGGAAGAUUGUUACAAUUAUUCAAAGUAUAACUGGUUGUGGUUGUAGUUUGUUAUUCAUUUACAGCAUUCACAAAAAAUGUUUUGGAUGUAAACAAUUGAGUACUGUAAAGAAUGAUGUACUUCUAUUGUUACACAGAAACAUGCUGAAAAGCUGGCCAAUGUAUACCCACCUCUGCGUUCAACCCUAGCCACAAAGAGCAAAGUCUCUGUGGCUCACCUCUUUGCUGCACGAGAGGACCUCUCCAAGAUUAUGCGCACAAGUAGUGGCAGGAUGAGGGAGCGCACUGCUUGUGCCAUUAACAAGGUAGGGAGCAGAUUUGUACUUAGCACUUGCUAACUGUUAACCUUUAUCUCAUUGUCACCUUGCGUGCUGCUGUCACAUAGUUUUUUCAUACUUCAUGUCAAAAAAAUAUGAACAUUAUUUAGGCUACUUUGGCUGUGCUGUCAGAAAUAGGGUUGCAAAUGCAAAGCUACUGGUAAUUUACCAAAGUUACCAGAAUCUUCACUAAUUUUGGUAAUUAACAGAAAAUCUAUGGCAAUCUGUUGUAACUUUGAUAAUUUUGACUAACUUUAAAAAAAUGUAUUCCUAUUUUAUAUCUGUGUCCAAAUUGUCCAUGAGUUUCUUGUAGAUAGACCUUAUGUCAGAAAACACCCCUUGGCUUGUACACAUUCUCUUGAUGAACAUGAACGAUUGGUCUUCUUUUUUUGUUUCAUGUUGAGCAGGUUCUGAUGGGAUGCGUGCCAGACAGAGGUGGGCGACCCACCGAGAUCGAGGCGCCCCCACCAGAGAUGCCCACCUGGCAGAAGAGGCAGGAUGGCCCUCAGGGAGGUGGACGAGGAGGCGUCAUGGGGGGCUACGACCAGCACUCUCAGGGGGGCCGAGGGGGUUACGAGCGUGGAGGAGGGGGUUAUGAAAGGGGCGGGAGGGGUGGAGGACGGGGGCGCCAGAGGGGGAAAAGUGCAGGGAGGCUGGUCGGACGGAGGAAGAGGUGGUGGUUACCAGGGCCAUUACCAGGAAGGGGGUGGGGGGAGAGGAGGUUACGGGGCUGAAAACUAUCAAGGGGGCUUUCAGGGCCCUGGUUACCCUGCAGGAGGGCAUCAAGGCCGAGGAGGUGGUUACCAACACGACAACCACGAUCAAGAUGGUGGUCGCCACCAGGACAGGGGUGGUGGAGGGGGUCGUAGGGGAAGAGGUGAUAGAGGAAGAGGUGAUGGUAGGGGAAGAGGACAGGGGGGAGGCUGGGGAGGGCGAGGGGGUCAUAAUUUUAACCAAGGAGGACAGUUUGAACAGUUCUUCCAGCAGGGUGGCCAGCAGUACAAUCAAGCAGGCUUUAGCCAGGGGAGCAGAAACUACACUAGUUGAAAACAGUGCAGGCCACUGA